Molecule: messenger RNA, 2259 nt
Organism: Sordaria macrospora k-hell
Lineage: Eukaryota; Fungi; Ascomycota; Sordariomycetes; Sordariales; Sordariaceae
Source: RefSeq, a predicted model, not a curated record
AUGUCGGCCCUCAAGUUCCAACAGCCUGUUUACAAGGUGUACGAGCCCGGCUAUCAUCCACAACGGACCAUAAUAGUCGACGAGCAAAUCGACUCUCCGGAGACACUGACGAUUCGGUUAGAGGAAGAAGCAGCACGCAACGGUGGGGACCUUGGCGGGAAUUCCCCGAAUGGUCUCCUGCCCAUGGCUGCCUACAAGACUCACCUGCAAGGGUAUGCAGAGUCCACAUACCCGCCAUACGCGUCGCAGCCCUUUGCAUCACAACAGAACGAAAAUGCCGCUUCCAUUAACCAGCUUGCCUUUGCGGCCAACAACGCCGUAACAGGUCAAUACCUACCUCAAACAGGCUCAAACAUCACAGUCCUCUCUUGCCAUCCAGUCACUGGAACGUACGGCACGAAGAUCACUCUGCGGGUCUCCAGUCAAUACGACAUCCUCUCCGGGACCAUGGCAGCAUCAACAACACCAUACGUCUCGAUCACCUUCGGAUCUCAAAGAUGCCCAGCGCAAGUUCAGCGAGGGUCUCCAGAUGCGAACGGCUCCUGCUCUUAUCUCGUCACGGCCGACGCGCCCGAAUUCUUGUCAACAGGAUGCCCAUCGCUUAGCAAUGUACCGCUAUCUUUGCUUGUCGAGACUGCGAAUGGCAGUGAAAUCGCGCGGGUGCCGAAUGCCGGCAUCUUCUCCUACAGCGAUGGACAGGGUGGAGUUGGUAGUAUUGGAGGUUCCGGUGCCGGUAGCCCGCCUGACCUAGGUAGCCCUAAAACUCGGUCACCCGCCCACCGAGCAAGCCCACCAUCUCACGGCCUGCAUCUCCGAACAGAUGCCGUCAGCCCAACAACACACCAUGGAAUUGAAGGGGAUUCGACCACAACUACCUACGGAUUCCCUCCUGGCGUCUCUCCGGCUAAUGCUGUACAAGCCCAGACCUACGGUCAGAACAGCAACAGCAUGCUUGGGCCUUAUCGAAGCGCGUCCUUCUCUGAGCAGUAUUCCCGCGCAGGGCCAGUCUUGCGGUCGCCGCACGGCACAGGAUGGGGAUUUGGCGGACCCAUGGAGUCGAUACGCAGCCCGGCAACAACCAUCCCUCAUACCUCCCACACUGGACUGACCCGGACGAGUUUGUCGGGUAUCAGCUCAUCAUCUAACGCACCAACCCUCACAAGGACAAGCACGAUUCCUCAGCAAGGGGGUUCUGGUGGACAUGGGGGUGGUGGUGGCGGCAAUGGGUACGGAUACCCCCUGUAUCAGAACAAGGCCACGCUCAACAUUGUGGGUGACCUUGGGUCGAUGGCGGAGAACUGGACCCAGGAAGAAUUUGAGAACAAGCGGAGGAUUGUCAUGUUCGACAAGUCGCAACACGGUGCGGUUCUCACCACCAGGUUCAAGCCCGUCAACGUAUCGGAGAGGCCUUCGGGCGCCAUCUGCAUCAGCUGCAUCUGGUGGGCUGAAAAGCAGGAGUGCUAUGUCACAUCGGUGGACACCAUCCAUCUACUCGAGCAGCUAGUUGCCGCGCCCAACCGGUUCUCAGUCGAGGAGAGGAACCGAAUCCGAAGGAACCUCGAAGGAUUCCGCCCUUUGACGGUCAGCAAGCAAAAGCCAGAUAGCGAGGAGUUCUUCAAGGUCAUCAUGCAGUUCGGUAACCCAAAGCCGAGAAACAUUGAGAAGGAUAUCAAGGUUUUCGCGUGGAAGAUCCUGGACCAGGCAUUGAAGAAGAUUAUCUCCAAGUAUAGCACAUCCCCAUCGGCCUUGAGCAUGCCCGCCGCUCCAUCUCCUAAUGGUCCCCUGUACGGCCUACCACCCACACCAAGCUCUGUGUCGUCUGCCGAUCAGUCUUCAACGAGCUAUAUGGGUGGCGGUCACCAUCUCGCCGACUCACUGGCAAGCCCGAGGCCUCUUGGUGGCGCCUCCUCAUGGGCACCGUAUGGCACUUCCGGCAGGACCAUGUCGCCAUCACUAAAGACCAGUUCCCCCAUGUCAGUGCCUGGUCUUCGCAUCUCGACCCUUUCGGGCGUGUACGACAACAGAGGAUCCACACAAAGCCUUGCAUCGCCAUACGGUAUGACGAGCUCAACACACCAUAGCCCCCAUACGCAUCACCCCCAGGGCAAUUAUGUACAGUCCGGGGUGUCGGUAUCACAGGGACCGCGCGCAUGGGAUUCCAGCUAUGGUGUGACCGAUAGCUAUGCCGCCGCGCAAGCCAACCAUACCCAUGGCCAUGUUUAUGGUGGCGGAGCCUAUGGGGACGUACACCGCGCCUAA